UUGGAAGGUCCUAGAGGAUUGUACAUAGGUCUAACAGCGAGCAUCUUCCGACAGAUGACAUAUAGCGUCACACGUUUGGGGGCGUAUGAAGCUCUGAAAUCGUCCGUGUCAAAUGGAGGUCGGAGGAAAUUGAGGACUAGCGAGUUGGUUUUGUGUGCAAGUGGUGCUGGAGCGUUAGGAGGGAUAGCGGGUAAUCCAGCAGGAGAUAUCAUAUUAGUGAGAAUGGUGGCGGAUCCUACCAAACCGCCAGAGCAGAGGGUGCACUACAGAAAUGCGUUACAUGGAUUAUGGCGGAUGGUGUCGGAAGGCGGGGUGGGUAGUUUGGCUCGUGGUUUGGUCCCUAAUACAAUCCGUGCAACGUUAAUGAACGCAUCCCAACUCGUUUCAUACGAUUUCUUCAAGGAUCUUCUCCUAUCACAAUCCCUCAUGACCAACGGUAUCCCACUUCACUUUGUCGCCUCCGCUUUCUCAGGAACAGUAGCAACUACUAUCUGUGCUCCCGCCGAUGUUCUCCGGAGUAGGGUUAUGAAUGCUCAUUGUGGUCGAGGUCCAGUGGCUUUGUUAGUGGAAGCUUUGACACAUGAAGGUCCGAGAGUAAUGUUUAAGGGCUGGUUACCAGCGUGGAUUCGUCUGACUCCAAAUACAAUUUGCAUGUUCAUCUUCCUCGAACAACUUCGCAAUGCCGUUGAUUUUGUCCGGACCCGACCGGCAAUUCAAGCUUCACAUUCUGUCUGA
Molecule: messenger RNA, 735 nt
Organism: Tremella mesenterica DSM 1558
Lineage: Eukaryota; Fungi; Basidiomycota; Tremellomycetes; Tremellales; Tremellaceae
Exons: 5
Biological process (GO): succinate transmembrane transport; malate transmembrane transport; thiosulfate transport
Molecular function (GO): oxaloacetate transmembrane transporter activity; antiporter activity; malate transmembrane transporter activity
Source: RefSeq, a predicted model, not a curated record